Acanthopagrus latus (yellowfin seabream) is the source of this 3386-nucleotide messenger RNA. Its product is annotated as adhesion G-protein coupled receptor G1-like. The record is from RefSeq and is a predicted model, not a curated record. The coding region runs from base 132 to 1748 and encodes 538 amino acids. Gene Ontology annotation, molecular function: G protein-coupled receptor activity. NCBI's taxonomy places the organism in Eukaryota, Metazoa, Chordata, Actinopteri, Spariformes, Sparidae. The transcript has 12 exons. Gene Ontology annotation, biological process: adenylate cyclase-activating G protein-coupled receptor signaling pathway; cell surface receptor signaling pathway. Gene Ontology annotation, cellular component: membrane.
ACCACCACCAUGAGGUACAUGUGAGAUGACAGAUGUGAAACUUCCUUCUCGCCUCAUUAAGCAAAUCUUCAACCAGCAGAACUAUGCGGUUCAUUCACUAUAACAUCUGGGUUGAAGAACAGUGAGGCACGAUGUGGAUUACUCGUUUUUUCAUCACACUCACCUGGUUAUCUCAGACCCGUGCUGGUGUCACUCAGACAGACAUCUGUGAAAAUGUCAUCGCCGAAUGCAAAGGAAUGGCUGUAGCCUGGACCAGGUGUUAUGAGGACAGAAUUGCAACUUGUAACCAAAGUAACACAAGAAGUUUGAUGGUCAGUCACUUCAUUCGAAAGAAUGUGACCUCAUUUCAAGAGGUUGAAGUGAAUCCCACUCUUGAUCACAGGGUUCACAUCCCAUCCUCAGCUCUCCAAAGGAGCAGAGGAGCUGGGUCUGAGGACAAGAUACUGCUGGUGGCCACUGUGAUCGACAGCUAUUUCUUCGAAGACAACCCAAAGCCCAGCCCCCCUCCAGGAAGAGGAAGAGGAAGAAAAGUUCUACCAGUCCAGCCUAACCACAUGCGAGGCACUGUUAUGGGAGGCCUUGUCCUGGUGGUGAGAGCAGGAAACAAUCCUGUUAGAAACCUCCCACAACCCAUCACAUUAAUCUUCAAUCACAAAAAACAGGUGGAAAAUGGGACUUGUGUGUUUUGGCAAGAGUCAGAGCUAGAGCAUGAAACAGGUCAUUGGAGCAGAUAUGGCUGUGAUACCAACAACACAGGAACUGAAUUUAUUUGCAGCUGCAACCACUUGAGCUUCUUUGCUGUGCUUGUGAACCCUGAAUUAUUGGUGGAUGAACGUAACGCUGUGGCCUUAAACUACAUCACCUACAUUGGAUCAGCUCUCUCCGUGUUCUUCACAAUCAUCAGCUUGAUCAUUUAUGUUUACCUACAAAAAAAGCGCCCAGAGAAGGCCAUCGGCGUGCAUAUGAACCUAGCAGGCGCGCUGCUCUGCCUCCAUCUCAGCUUCCUGCUGUGCAGCUUCUGGGUUUGGCUGAUGAAAGAGAAGGAGGAGGGCUGGGUUUGCAGGGGUCUGGGUCUCUUUUUACACUGGUCCCUGCUGGCCACCUUCACCUGGAUGGCUCUGGAAGGGUUCCACCUCUACCUGCUCCUGGUCAGAGUCUUCAACAUCUACGUCAGGAGAUACUUGCUCAAACUCUGCUUGGUGGGAUGGGGUCUCCCCACACUGACUGCAGUGAUUUGUGGGAUUUCAGGUGUUUAUGGCAAAUACAGUCUGAAAUUGAUGACCGAGAACAACCACAGCUCAACAGCAGAGAUAUGCUGGAUGAGCAGCCAGUUCCCACAGAGGCUUGUGGUCAGCUACAUCAGCACUGUGGCCUUCCCGUGCCUGGUGAUACUGUGUAAUUCCUGCAUGCUGGGGCUGGUGGUGUUUAGGCUCUGGGGACUAAGGAAAGAAGGUGGAGUAAAUGAGAGCAGGUGGAAGAAGAUGAACAAAGAGAAAGGGACCAGGUUAUGGAAGGACUGUGCCACAGUGCUGGGCCUCAGCUGUGUGCUGGGCUUAACUUGGGGCUUAGCGAGCACCACUUACAUCUCCCUCUCUGGGAUCUACGUAUUCACUAUUCUAAACUCCCUGCAGGGUGUCUUUAUGUUCCUGUGGUCACUGGCUCUGACCCACAAGUCUCGGUCUGACAAUGACUCCUCCGUCAGAGACCCUUCCUCUCAGAAGAUGAUGACGACCAGUUUCAAUAACUGAUAAUCACAGCUAAAACAAAUGUAAUAUCUGUUGCCUAUAUUAGGUGUAACUGGACUCUGCAUUGUAAAUUAAAAAAAAAUGUGAUUCUAUCUAUCAUCAACAACAACAUUUUAUUAGUAUUUACUGACACUGUAGUUGUUGUUGUGGAUACAGUAAUAUCAGACAUGGCGGUGCUGUUUGGCUCAGUUGAUAGAGCGGCCCAAUGAGUCCCGACCUGGGGGCCCUGUGCUGUGUGUCGCUCCCCCUCUCUAUCAGCCUGUUUCCUGUUGUAUCUUCAGCUGUUCUAUCAGUAAAGUCUUGUAAAGGCCCAAAGAUAUAUCUAUAAUAAUAAUAAUAAUAAUAAUAAUAAUAAUGAUAAUAAUACCAGAUAUGAACAGGCAAAGAUGAUCAAAAAUCUGAUUUUAAAGCUGUAGUCUGUAACAUUUUUUUGUUAUAUUUGCUAAAAUUGUCAUUAUCAUCUGACAGAAGAGUAAGAUACAGGUCAGCUGUAAAAAUCCACUGCCUGUCAAUCACUCUUGUGCACUCUUGUGCAGCCCCCCUCCCCGGCGCAGUGCCUACUGGGCAGUGCCUGCUCUUACCUGGUCAGAUGGGUUCAAGCUCAAACUCAAAUCGUAAAGAAUGGCGGAGAGGCAACAGCAGAAAAAUGCCCAACCAUUGCCCACAUCAAAGAGAAGAAAUAAAAAGACUGUAUAGGAUCAAGGAUAAGUUAGACAUGACAAUUCUCGUGGACCCACUAAUCUUUGUGAGCAGGAGUUUGAUAUACAGUAGAAGCAGCUGUACUUACUGCUGUGCCCAGCAAUCUCUGCCUGUUACAGUAUUGUAUGAAGUACCUAAGAGUCAGACUUAUCAAAGAUGAUGUAAACUGAUUACUUUGUCACUCAUGCGGUCAACAUUUGAGUAAUUAUUUUACAGCAUCUGAUAUUAAAAGUACUUAAAAGUAUCAACAGUAAUAUAUUAUAUAUAUUAUGUUAUAUUAUCUUAUUAAUUUUAAUGAAUUAAAAUGUUCAUUUAAAUUGUACUCAUUUGGCUCUGAUGUAAUAUGGAAAGUAACUAGCAACCAAAGUUAUUGAAUUAAUGUAAUGAGUAAAAAAAAAGUACAAUAUCUGUCUCCAAAAUGUAGUGGAAGUAUGAACUUGCAGAAAAUGUAGUAUCUCAAAGUACCUGAAAACUGUACUGAAGUAAAGUACUUGAGUAAAUGUACUUACAGUUACAUUCCAUCAGUGCAUGUUUUCAGGUUCACAUGUGAAACUGGCAGAGUGAUUCCCUCUGUUAGUUUGAACUGUUGCCUGUUGGACCAGGUUUGCUCUGCACUCCUGCAAGUUUGGAAAUCCUGCCUUUUGUUCUAUGAGUAAUUAUAGAAUCAUCUCUGUGAAGUGAAAUGUUAGUGUUUGUGAGGGGUUUUGCUUUUUUCUCGUAAUUAAGUGAUGUUUGUACUUUUGCUUUCUUUUCAGGGCACUUUAGGGCAAAAGUUAAACCUGUUCUGCUUUCACUAAAUCAUCAGUGAUAUGCAAAGAAUGGAGAAAUGCUCAGCAAACGUUUCAACAGAGUUGUGCUCAGUGUUUGACAGAAAUUAGCCUUUAGUGUGCACAAAAAAGUCAAAGAUAUCUUAUAUUUCAAAAUAAAAGUGUUGCAUUUAUA